UGUGAGUCGUUCCGCGCGUCCACACUAGGAGGCACCGCCGCUGCUUGCUUCCCCCAUUCACUUUCAGCACCGCACAACAACCGGAAGAAGCUGUUUGAAUGUGUCAUACCAUGUAGCACCAGUCUGAAGUUAAAGCGUCCGACGCCAGGCGUUUGAAAACCCGCUGUCUGCAAACUGAAGAAUACUACAGAUAUGUAGCUGACAAGCCGGAAGACAUCUUUAAACCGGUAUCUUCAUCCGCAGACAAGAAGCGAUAAUCGAUUCAUAUUUAAACCAUCGUUGAUUUCCCUAGAGAGUGAUGUCUGGAGCGACAAGCAAUGACUGUCCACACUUGGAGUGUGUGGGGGAGAUCACCAAGGAAGAACUCAUCCAGAAGUCCCAUACUUCUUUGAUGAAUAGAAAGUUCAAAAGGACAGUAUUAUUAAAGUAGUAGUAUUGGAAAUAUUUUGUGUCAUUAUAAAUGUUUUUACUGUUGCUUUCGAUCAAUUUAAUGCAUCCUUGUUAAAUUAAUUAUUAUUUUAAAUUAAAAUAAUUUAAAAUGAUCUUUCUGAUCCCAAACUGCAGUGGUGUACAUUGUACAUUGUGAAGAUGCUUAAGUAUAAAUGUGUUUGUUUUCAGGGUCAGUGUCAGGACUGUAAAGUCGGGGGACCAAACCUUUGGGCCUGUCUAGAGAAUGGUUGUUCAUAUGUUGGCUGUGGAGAAUCACAUGCAGACCACAGCACCGUCCACUCUCAGGAGACACGGCACAACCUAACGGUGAAUCUGACCACUUUGAGAGUGUGGUGCUACGCCUGUACCAAGGAGGUUUUCCUAGAAAGAAAACUGGGUCCACAUGCACAGCUGCCUAGCGCUGUUAAACCCAUCUCUCCAGUACAGACCCCCAGCCCGGACCCCAAAGCUCCUGGGAGCCCUACUUCCCUUAGAGUUCCUCCUGCGGGACCCUGUGAUGACCUGGAUAUGGAGACUGAGGAGGAGGACGAACUGAGGGCUAGAGGUCUGACUGGACUGAAGAACAUCGGCAAUACCUGCUACAUGAACGCAGCUCUCCAGGCACUUUCCAACUGUCCUCCAUUAACACAGUUUUUCCUGGACUGUGGUGGUCUGGUGAAGACAGACAAGAAGCCAGCGCUAUGCAAGAGCUAUCAGAAACUCGUCACAGACCUGUGGCACAAAAACAGGAACUCCUAUGUUGUUCCUACAAAUCUAUUCCAGGGCAUCAAGGCUGUAAACCCAAUGUUUCGUGGUUAUUCCCAACAGGACUCUCAAGAAUUCCUGCGUUGUCUGAUGGACCAACUCCACGAGGAGCUCAAGGAGCCCAUUCCUGAACCAGAGGACCCAAACCAAGCUGUGGCCAUGGACGAGGGUCCUGAAGAGGACAACCACAGCCAGUCGGAUGACUUCCAGUCCUGCGAGUCUUGCGGCAGCAGCGAUCGUGCUGAUAACGAAGGCCCCAGAGUCCCAGAAGACAUCAAUGAAGCGGAGAUGCUGAUUUCAGAGCAGAACCAAAACAACCGAGAUUGGCAGAAAGAGAAGAAUCUCAUCAACAACCUGUACCGUGCUGGUUCCCAUGGCGACCUGGAUAAAGACGUGGAUACAACCAAUGAGUCGAGGCCAAUCAUCAGCACCCAAGGAGCCAUUAAAGCUCAGGGACGAAAUUCAGAUUCAAACCCUGAAAUCCAGGUCAGCAGUACCAUCAGACCACACAGUCCCGGUGGAAAUGAGGGUGUCACAUCUAGACUGUCCAGCAGUCCACCCAAAUCCUCAAUGUGGCCAAACUUGAGCUCUACUCACAAGAAAGUACCCUCGUUCACCCCACCAAAGAGCAAGAGGCAGAGGAAAUAUCGCAGCAUCAUCUCUGAAGUCUUUGACGGCACCAUUGUCAGCUCCGUUCAGUGCCUGACCUGUGACAGGGUUUCGGUGACUUUGGAGAACUUCCAGGACAUCUCUCUGCCCAUCCCAGGGAAAGAGGACCUUGCCAAGCUGCACUCUUCCUCGCACCAGACAGCUCUUGUCAAAGCUGGUUCAUGUGGAGAAGCCUACGCCCCACAAGGCUGGAUUGCUUUCGUCAUGGAAUAUAUAAAAAGUUGGUUCUGGGGACCUGUGGUCACACUGCAGGACUGUCUGGCUGCCUUUUUUGCAAGAGAUGAACUAAAAGGAGACAACAUGUACAGCUGUGAAAAAUGCAAGAAGUUACGGAAUGGGGUCAAAUUCUGCAAAGUUCAAAGUUUGCCAGAGAUUUUGUGCAUUCACCUCAAGCGUUUCAGACAUGAACUCAUGUUCUCCACGAAAAUCAGCACUCAUGUGUCCUUCCCGUUGGAAGGCCUUGAAAUGCAGCCCUUCCUGGCCAAGGACUGCUCCGCCCAGACCACCACCUAUGACCUGCUGUCAGUCAUCUGUCACCACGGCACUGCCAGCAGUGGCCACUAUAUUGCCUAUUGUCGGAACGAGGUGAACCAACUGUGGUAUGAGUUUGAUGACCAGAGCGUUACUGAAGUGUCAGAGUCCUGUGUUCAAAAUGCUGAGGCAUAUGUGCUCUUUUACAAGAAGAGUAACGAGGAGACUCAGAAGGAGAGGCGGAAGGUGACCAGUCUGCUCAACAUGAUGGAGCCAAGCCUCCUGCAGUUCUACAUCUCCCGCCAGUGGCUGAACAAGUUCAAAACCUUUGCUGAGCCAGGACCCAUCUCCAACCAUGACUUCCUGUGUGCCCACGGAGGCAUUCCUCCAAAUAAAGCCUCGUCGAUUGACGAUCUUGUUAUGAUGCUUCCUCAAAAUGUAUGGGAUCAUCUGUACAGCAGGUAUGGAGGUGGCCCCGCUGUCAAUCACUUGUAUGUCUGCCUAACCUGCCAGAACGAGAUAGAGAAGCUGGAGAAACGCCGCAAGAAUGAGCUGGACAUGUUUGUUCGGCUCAAUAAGGCGUUUCAGGAGGAGGAGUCUCCUGUGGUGAUAUACUGUAUCAGCAUGCAGUGGUUCCGGGAAUGGGAAGGCUUUGUCAAAGGCAAGGACAUUGACCCACCAGGACCAAUUGAUAACUCCAAGAUUGCUGUAAAUAAAAAUGGACACAUCACAUUAAAACAAGGUGCUGAUUCAGGUCAAAUAUCUGAAGAGACCUGGAACUUCCUCCAUUCCAUCCACGGAGGAGGGCCUGUGGUGACCGUCCGGCCCAGCGUCAGCCAUCAGGAGGCUGAAACUUCUCAAGCAGAGGAGAAGAUCGAAGUGGAGACGCGCUCAGUGUAGAUGUGCUAAGAUGCUGCUGGACCGCAAGGGGACCGAGAAACACUUAUUAUUUUGCACUUCACACUUGUUAUCAAGCAUUCGAGCAAUGGACCUUACAGCUUCACUUCAGCAUACACACCUCUGCCACACUCUCUAUACCCUUUAUGACUGUUCUUUAUAGCAGACGGAUGGAUGAAACAUCCUCCAGUGUGCUUUAUAUUUGUAUAUAUCAUGCAUAUCCACUUCCUCUUGACACUAGAAUCCAAUUAGACUGAAGGCACAUUUUCACAGUCCAUUAAUGCAAUUGAUUUCUAUGUGCAGCUGCGUUCAUGACAGAUUUUGCUUCGCCCAAACCAAACAGCCCAUGAUUUGUGUACACACGAAAAUGAAUUCCACUGCAUCUGUAGAUAUUUUUGAGGCACUGCCUCAAUAUGUUGUCUUAGUGGAUAAAAUCUUCAUGUUUUGGGUAUGAAGGGAUACUAAAUGCUACGUAGUCUCAGGAAAGAACUUUUCUUUUUUUGUUGUUUUGCACUGUACUGUAGAAUCAAAAGCGUGCAUGCUUCAGCUCUGAUGUUCGAUAUGUAUUUGAAUGUACUAGUACUUAAAGAACACACGUUCCUGCACUAAAUGUUAUUUAUUCCAGAGGGGUAUGAUUAUUCUGGCAUUCAUGGACGUUUUCUUUGUUCGAAAAUGAUUUGACAAGCUAAAUCUAAGCAGAAUGCACGCUAAUAGGAAUGAUGUGGCACAUUAUGCUGGCAAGAAAAUCAAUUCCUCAUUUUUAUUUGUGUUGCAUAGCUGUGCCGCUGGGUUGCAUGGAGAUGCAAACAAUAAGGCGCACAUUUGAACACAUCAAUGGCUGUCUUGUUUAAAAAUGCUAUGUAAAAGGAAAUAAUCUGAUCGGUUAAAUCCUGCUGCCUCACAUGUGUACAUUCAAGGCAUUAUUUAAUGUAUAGAAGGAUGUGAUGUCGUUUUUCAAUAUUAAUUGUCCGCAGAGAUGAAAGCUGUAUCUGAGUGGCUACUAUUAAAUCGGAAACUUAUGCUGUCAA
Messenger RNA from Labeo rohita (rohu), 4259 nucleotides. RefSeq names its product ubiquitin specific peptidase 33 (gene usp33). Lineage: Eukaryota; Metazoa; Chordata; Actinopteri; Cypriniformes; Cyprinidae. Bases 589 to 3234 code for a protein of 881 amino acids. The record is from RefSeq and is a predicted model, not a curated record. Gene Ontology annotation, biological process: protein deubiquitination. The transcript has 24 exons. Gene Ontology annotation, molecular function: cysteine-type deubiquitinase activity; zinc ion binding.